Molecule: messenger RNA, 1276 nt
Organism: Urocitellus parryii (Arctic ground squirrel)
Lineage: Eukaryota; Metazoa; Chordata; Mammalia; Rodentia; Sciuridae
Gene: Impact
Product: impact RWD domain protein
Biological process (GO): regulation of translational initiation; GCN2-mediated signaling
Cellular component (GO): cytoplasm
Molecular function (GO): protein binding
Source: RefSeq, a predicted model, not a curated record
CCGCAGCCCGCGCACAUCUAGCCGCCGCGGCUCCCUGCCCCCGUUCUACGGACSUGGGUAUCGGCGGCCGCAGGGCCGCUCCCGGGGCCACAUGGCUGAGGGGGACACAGGGAGCGACCAGAGGCAGAAUGAGGAAAUUGAAGCAAUGGCAGCCAUUUAUGGCGAGGAAUGGUGUGUCAUUGAUGAUUGUGCCAAAAUAUUUUGUAUUAGAAUUAGCGAUGAUAUAGAUGACCCCAAAUGGACACUUUGCUUGCAGGUGAUGCUACCAAACGAAUAUCCAGGUACAGCUCCACCUAUUUAUCAACUGAAUGCUCCUUGGCUUAAAGGGCAAGAACGUGURGAUUUAUCAAACAGCCUUGAAGAAAUAUAUAUACAGAAUAUUGGUGAAAGUAUUCUUUACCUGUGGGUGGAGAAAAUAAGAGAUGUGCUAAUACAAAAAUCUCAGAUGACAGAACCAGGCCCAGAUGUGAAGAAGAAAACUGAAGAGGAAGAUGUUGAAUGUGAAGACGAUCUCAUAUUAGCAUGUCAGCCAGAGAACCCAGUGAAAGCAUUGGAUUUUGAUAUCAGUGAAAAUCAACCAGAAAUAGAAGAAUUACCUCCGAUUGAUCAUGGCAUUCCUAUUACUGACCGAAGAAGUACUUUUCAGGCCCACUUGGCUCCUGUAGUUUGUCCUAAACAGGUGAAAAUGGUUCUUGCCAAAUUGUAUGAGAAUAAGAAAAUAGCUAGUGCCACCCACAACAUUUAUGCCUAUAGUUGUGGGGCGUUCUUCAGGCUACUGUACACACAGCUGUUGGAUGCUGUGUCAUCAUCUUCCUGGCAUGUGAGGAAAGGGAUAUAUUGUGAGGAUAAACAGACCUUCUUGCAGGACUGUGAGGAUGAUGGGGAAACAGCAGCUGGCGGGCGUCUYCUCCAUCUCAUGGAGAUUUUGAAUGUGAGGAAUGUCAUGGUGGUAGUAUCACGCUGGUAUGGAGGGAUUCUGCUAGGACCAGAUCGCUUUAAACAUAUCAACAACUGUGCCAGAAACAUACUGGUGGAGAAGAACUAUACAAGUUCACCUGAGGAAUCCUCUAAGGGUUUGGGAAAGAACAAAAAAGUAAAAAAAGACAAGAAGAGGAAUGAACAUUAAAACCUGAAACUAUAUGAAAGGUUGAUUUGCCUAUAAUCAUAUACACAUUCCAUAGUCAUCAAGGAAUAUAAUGUACAGAGAGAAUAUCCUCGACUGCUCAAGUCAGUCAAUUCAUUGUGGACACCAGCAUUAUCUUUUCCUUCUUGGUUA